UAAUAUUAUACUUGAAUUUAAGCUUGGAGGACAUAAUUCACAAAACUGAUUCUGUGUGAAACCAGCACACGGUGUGUAGUUUAUGUAACACUUCUAGCCAUGAGCUAGUGUGUGUGUGUGUGUUUGUGAGGUGUGUGAGGACGUCACUCCUCCUCUCUGCUCAGGAUGAAGACCAAACGCAGCAGGUUCUUAUUACAGCAGUUUUCCUCUGUGAGCUGAGCUGAGCUGAGAAGCGGAGAUCUCUCCUCAUUCUCCAGACUUCACCAUGAGACUCAGAGACGGCUGUCUUCUGCUGGGAGUCCUGCUGCUCCUCACACACACCUCUCACCAGCAGAACACUCCCAAGAAGAAACCCAAUGCUAAAAAAGACUCAGAUACUCGAGCCAGCGCUGCUUUGGAGGACCUGCAACAGCAGAUCAAUAACAUUGUGGAGGAACUGAAUCUUCUAAAGGAGCAGCAGGCCCUGCAGACUGUCUGUCUGAAAGGCACGAAGAUCCCUGGUAAGUGUUUUCUGGUGGACACCGUGAAGAAGCGCUACCACACGGCCAAUGAAGACUGCAUCGCCAAGGGAGGAAUCCUCAGCACUCCGCUGUCUUCUGAUGAAAACAGACAACUAUAUGAUUACGUGCGGCAGAGCAUUGGCCCGGAUGCUGAUAUCUGGCUGGGCAUCAAUGACAUGCAGACGGAAGGCGUGUGGAUGGACCAGGCCGGCUCAAACAUUCGCUACAAGAACUGGAAGCUCCCGCAGCCCGACGGCAGCAGCGCAGAGAACUGCGCCGUGCUCUCCGGUACUUCCGGCGGGAAGUGGCUGGACGAGAAUUGUCGCGAGGAGAGAGCGUCCGUCUGCGAGUUCAACAUCGUCUGAGAUCAUCCAGCGCGCCGGUUUGCUUGGCUUUAGCUGUCCUCAUCAUUGCACAAUCCUGCUUGCAUUGUGUUUGCUCCGUAAUUAAUAUAGUUUUCUUUUGAGGAGAACAAAGAUAGUCAUUUUACUCCAUAAAAAUGUUCAUGAUCUAUAAUCAAAGACUGAACACUGUAAUAAAAGACAUUUUUGAACAGUCUCCAUUAAGAUCUUGCCAAAAACGCAAAAUAAACAAACACAUUAAAGAAGUAUUUCACACAAAAAUGAAAAUGUACUGACCCUCAGGCCAUCCAAACAUCACAGUAAUCCACAAGUGACCCACACUGGACUCCAGUCCAUCAAUUAAAACUCUUGUGAAGAGAAAAGCUGUGUUUUUAACAAAACAAAACCAUCAUUAAGGCGUUUUAACUCAAAACCGUUGCUAAAAUAGAGAAUCCAUAUGAAUGCUUCCUCCAAUGAAGUCCAUCUCUGUCCUCUCACAUCAAAAACAAACCAACAUAUUAGUUUUGGACUGUUUUCACUUGUAAAUGCUGCUUGAUCUGUGCACAUUUCUCUCCUUGAUUCAGACAAGAAAACUUUUUCACCGAAGAAAGCAAUAUUAUGGAUCACAGAAAGCAAUGGUUUAAAAGUAAUACAUUUUACCGAUGGAAUUAUUUCUUACAAAUACACAACUUUUUUCACUUCAUAAGACAUUAAUCGAUGGACUGGAGUCUUGUGGAUUAUUGUGAUGUCAUUUUUGGAAGAAUAUUCCUUUAAGAUUAUUGAAUUCUGAUGAUAUUUACAAAGCAGUCCAGCCACCUGAUAAAAUCCAGUUGAACGAUGAUUAUUUCAGAUUGCUAGCUUUGUUACUUGUUUAUUUUCUAACAAACUAAAUGUCUAGCUUGAUAUAACCUGAACAUAUAUUUUUAUCUUAAUAAAGUGUAUCAAAAAUA
Cyprinus carpio (common carp) is the source of this 1791-nucleotide messenger RNA. RefSeq names its product C-type lectin domain family 3, member Bb (gene clec3bb). NCBI's taxonomy places the organism in Eukaryota, Metazoa, Chordata, Actinopteri, Cypriniformes, Cyprinidae. The record is from RefSeq and is a predicted model, not a curated record.